Messenger RNA from Phyllotreta striolata, 3307 nucleotides. Lineage: Eukaryota; Metazoa; Arthropoda; Insecta; Coleoptera; Chrysomelidae. The record is from the annotation of a GenBank genome assembly.
AUAAAUUAUAAAUAUUUUGGGUCGGUUUUGUUUAAGUGAUGGACCAUGGGCAGUAACUCGUAUUUAUAUUUUUUGUUUCUAUUAUGGCUAAGUUACCUAAUUGUAUCCUCAAUUCUACUGUUUACCAAAGGUUUUCUGUUAUCAAAAGCUGUCCAAAGGAAGAAUUCCACUUGCCUAUCAUACAGUGAAGUACCCUGUGCCGAUUCCUCCGAUUAUCACCCGAAUUUCAACAAUGACGCCUGUUCAAUCGACGACAAAUUAAAUUCGAUAUUAUUAAAGUACCAAAGUGCCUCGUCUAUAUGCUUACCAUCGAGAACAAGAGUCGUUUUGCUCAUUGUUGAUGCUUUACGAUACGACUUUACGGUGUUUGAUGAGAAAAUUAGCAAUCCACUGCCUUUCCAGAAUAAGCUACCUGUUAUAAAUAAUUUAGUAAAACAUCACCCGAACCACAGUAGAUUGUACAAGUUUAUCGCCGAUCCUCCCACGACUACCAUGCAGAGAUUGAAAGGCUUGACUACGGGAAGUUUACCUACGUUCAUAGAUGCUGGUUCCAAUUUCGCGACUUCUGAAAUAAGUGAAGACAAUUUAAUCGAUCAGCUCAUAAGGCAUAAACACGGUGUGGUUUUUACGGGCGAUGACACUUGGAAUGGACUGUACCCCAAUCGUUUUACUCGAAACUUUCCAUAUCCCUCAUUUAACGUUUGGGAUUUGGAUACAGUUGAUAACGGUGUGAGGGAGAAUCUGCGAAACGAGCUGAAUAACAAUGAUUGGAGCUUGUUAAUCGGGCAUUUUUUGGGAGUCGACCAUUGUGGGCACAGAUAUGGGCCGAAUCACGCCGAAAUGGAGAGGAAACUGGGCGAAAUAAACGAAGUUAUAAAUAACACUGUGGCGAAAAUCAACGAAACCGAGAAUAUGGUUUUGUUUGUAAUUGGAGAUCAUGGUAUGACGGGAACAGGAGACCAUGGCGGUGAUAGUCCCGAUGAAGUUACUGCUGCUAUGUUUGUUUACUCAAAUCAACCACUAUCUGAUUUCGAAAUGGCUGUAGAUAGUGUUAAACAAGUUGAUUUGGUACCGACUCUUUGCACGCUGUUAGGAGUGCCCGUUCCGUUUCAAAAUUUGGGCAUUCUAAUAUUAGAUUCUUUGCCAGUAUUUACUAAAUCAGAAUUUUUGAAAAAUUGGCAAUUCAGCCUGUACUCCUUGUGGGCUAACGUCCAGCAGGUGUUCGGUUACAUAAAAGAAUAUGCAGAGAAUGAAGGUACAUUCGAUAAGGAAAAAUUAAAAUCUUUCCAAGAAAAAUACUCUGUAAUGAACGCCAAAAUAAUUUCUGUAGCUAACGAAGAGCAAUUUCAAACGUUUACAGUCGAUGCUAUUCAGUUUCUGAAGGAUCUUCGUAAAUUGUGCGAACAAGUAUGGAUCCAAUUCGAUUCAUAUUCGAUGAUUAGAGGUCUACUGUUCAUAUUUCUAAGUACAUUCUUUGCGUUUGUAAUAGUUGAUGGAAUGCCUGCUGAUGUACUUUCUAAAGUGUUUUCCAGUUCCUUUAUCUACUGCUCUUUCGCCAUGUUGUCUGUUGCAACCGUUGUUGCUGCAGUCCUCUAUUCUUUAGAAAUGACCGAAGAAUUGUUUAAAAUGGUUUUCUUCCUAACGGCUUUCGUAUCUCAAGUGAUGUUCGCACUAUUGAUUGUACAAAAUUGGGAUGACAUCACAUCGAAUUGGUACACCAAAAGAAAAUCCGAAGGUGUCUCCAAUAUAAUUUGUAGAUUCAUACUAAUUUUCAUUCUCGGAGGCUUGUUUUCAAACAGUUAUAUAAUAGAGGAAUCGUUUGUGCUCCUCUUUCUGUUAGUAACCGUCGUUUUAAUUGGCUCAAUCGGCGUUAACUCGAGGAAAAUAGACGCAAAGAAGAAAUCCGCUCCACCGAAAUUCUGGAGCUGGUCCAAAUUGAAAUUCGUUUUGCUAGCUAUCGUAGUAGCAGUAUUCGUCAGAGGUUCCGCUUACUUUUGGAAAUGCAGACAAGAACAACAAUGGUGUUUCGGUCUACACAUCAUCGGUACGAACGUUACCAAAACGGAAACCACCAAACUUCAAUGGACCGUGACCGUUAUUUUCCUCGGCAUGUUCGUCUUUUUCACCAAAGAAUGGCUGAGAAACGCUGGAAAUAUGAACGGUUAUUCUCUAAACAUCACUCUAGCUAAGUUUUUACCCACGACUAUCGUUGUUUUCAUGUCGGGGUAUUGGGCUAUGAAAAGAAUGCCGGUUAACAAACAACCCUCGGGUUCUUUGAAUUCGAUGAAUUCCUUACCGUGGGCUGUUUAUGGGCUUACUGCUAUUGGAAUAUUCGUUUGCCUGUUUAAACCUCUGUACGCAUACGUACUUCCGAGUUACAUGAGAGAAUCCAGCGUUCCUUCGCUGUACAGGAAAAUCAAAAAUAUCGCCGAUAAAGAAAAGCGCGACGAAGACAUUCCGAUUAUUUACGGAAUGGGAACGAUUUACAGCGCUGCUUUUAUUACAAUCGGGAUAUAUUUAACGCUGUUAUUCGCGCUACUUUUAGGAGACGCGAUAGCUCCAUCCGCUGUUAUCAUGUUCUUCACCGCAGCGUUCGUUUUAAUAGUAACCUCAGUACUUAGAAUCGAAAAAACGACUAAUAUAGAGCAAUUAUUCGAAGUGCCAAACGUAUCCAUAUUAGUAUGGAUAAUUCUAGCCCAUUAUUUCUUCUACGCUUCGGGGCACCAGCCCACGUUCACCGAUAUAGCAUGGGAAGCGGCCUUUAUCGGUACAUCGGGAGUGUUUUCCAGCAACUUCGUCCCGGCAGCUCUGGUCAUCGUCAAUACUUUCUGCUCGUACAUUUUAAUGGGCAUCCUCCUGCCGCUGGUGCUAAUAACGCCGUUCACCAUAUUCGUUACGAUUCCAUCCAUCUGCGAUAAGAAGCCGGAGAUAAAGAGCGAGGCCUGCAAAGGAGAGGUCAAUUUGUUCGAAAGGGACAAGCACAUGAUGACUUCUGUGUUUAUUUUGUCUUGUAAAUACAUCAUUGGCCAUGCGAUUAGGGUGUUUGCUAGCAUGCUAGCAGCUACAAUUCACUGCCGUCACCUUAUGGUGUGGAACAUAUUCGCCCCGAAAUUAAUCUUCGAAUCCAUAGGAAUGUUCGUUACUUUGGGAUCGGUGAUGAUCGGCUAUCUGAUUUUGAUGAGAAUCAACAGGCAAGCCGAAAAAUUGAUACAGACUCUUAAUAAAUUGAACUAACUUUGUUUUUAUUUCGAUUAACGUUCCGCUUUUUAGACUGCCACGUUUUGUUGUUACUAAUUGUAAUUUAUUU